Molecule: messenger RNA, 3630 nt
Organism: Schizophyllum commune H4-8
Lineage: Eukaryota; Fungi; Basidiomycota; Agaricomycetes; Agaricales; Schizophyllaceae
Exons: 6
Coding region: 59-3043 (994 amino acids)
Molecular function (GO): protein binding
Source: RefSeq, a predicted model, not a curated record
UCUGUGUCCGUCGUCCAUGUCGCUAUAAGCAACGUCGCCUACGACGACGACGACGACGAUGCCGGCUCUUGACGACUCCUGGCAGAGCUCAGACGGUGUGCUCAGUCUCGCCGUCAUCCUCGAGGCCCUCGGCACAUCGCCCGACCAUGGCGCGACCCUCAGCUUCUCGCGCAUGAAUCUCUCCGAGGUUCCCGCAAACGCAGCGCUUGAGCUCGCAGAGCUCGGCGCCGACAGCAACUCCGACCAGCACCCAGUCGAACGGCUCGCCCUCGGCUACAACAAGCUCAGCGCCCUGCCCUCCCAAUUCGUCAAGCUCACGCAGCUGCGCUAUCUGAACCUGCGUAGUAAUAGCUUCACCGAGUUCCCGCGCGUGCUCACCACCAUGAUCGCACUCGACACGCUGGACGUUAGCCACAACAAGAUCAAGCGCCUUCCAGAUGAGCCCGGGGAGCUCGUGCAUCUUCGCGUGUUCUGCUUGUCGAAGAACAAGUUGACGAAGCUACCACAUUAUAUGACGCAGAUGAGCAAGCUUGAGGUGCUCAAGGUCGACAAGAACCCAAUCACUUAUCCGCCAAAGCAUGUGCUCGAACCUGGCGAAGGAGCGACCGGGCAAGACAUGGUCGACUGGGUCGAGUCGGUGCAGCGGUUCCUGUUUGCGGAUUCGCCGCGCAAGGCGAGCGUGGACAGUGCAAGCACAAGCAGCACAGACCUCCUCGACGACUCCCGGGACUCGUUGCAGGAUACCAUUGACGACACAUUUCAAGAGUGGUCGCGCUUGCGGAAGGGGACAACCGACUUUGACGAUGGCAUCACGCCACAUGCGCGCUCCUUCUCAGUGGACUCCACACUAUCCGCAUCGUCAACUGAGUCCUUCCAAGAGGUUGAGCCUUCAACAUCGGCGCGCCUGCCUCCCCUUCAUCUCGGUAUAUUGCAGUCGCAAGACGCAGAACCAUCACCCACACGCUCUUUCUACCUACCCAGUCCUGCCGACUCUGUCACAUUCUUCGAGGACGAUGAGCCAUCAACCUCGAGCCUCAAGAGUCCACCUAGCAGCUCAGACGAUCACAACGCGCGCAAUAGAUCGUUUGCCGAAGGUGUCAAGGCUGCUACGAACGGCUCAGACUUCCGCCUGAAGCAGGCGCUACCUGACCUCAGUACGGCGAGAUUGAAUUUCACCAAGAAGCAAUCCCAAGACGUAAACCACACAGCCAGGAAACCGUCUUAUGGGCUGGACGAUUAUUCCAUGCCCUCGCCGGUGUCCACUCGCAAGGACUCAAGUUCGUCGCUCAGCUCGACGUCUCGAAUAGUGCGCCCAUUCACGCGCGACCGGCCACCACCCUCACCGCCACGAGCAAUUCCGUCCAUGGCGUUUGAGCGCAACUCCUACUUCAGACGAUUAUCAUCCUUACCCAAGGCCGCCAUCACCCGGUCUCUACCUCAACCGCUUGUCUGCCUUAUGGACUGCGCGCGAAGUAUCUUGUUUGCCGUGGUGCAGAUCCACCUCGCCUUGGACCGAUACACGACGUUCCCCAUUGACGAGCGGUUAUCCUCACUUCUCAAGAAAGUGGCCGAGCCCGCUCAGGCGGAGAUGAUGUCCCUCACCAGCGCUUUGGACCGCUUCGACGCGCUCAGCCGGAAAUCCCAACCACCACCGGCAGUGUGUCGCGGUGUUGUGGAGAGCUGCAGGGACACUGUGUCAGCGUUCGGACGCGUUGUUGGCGUCCUCCCACUGCAGCUCAAGGUCAUCAACACGGACGACGUGCGAUUCUUGCGCUCAAUGCUGUUGACCCUGUACGGCGCGACAGCCGAGAUCUCGACGGCGUGGCAAACAUUGUCGUCGCAGAUGGACGCAAUUCGGCCACUACUGAGGGUGCGCAGGCAUCACGCGGGCGCGGCAUCCGAGGCAUCGUCGAGCAGCGGGCCAUUGCCAUUCCACUAUCCGUCAAAGCCAGUCCGGCCAGGACCUCCUUUGCGAACGCACACAGGGAGCUCGACGUCGUCGAACGGUGUUAGUAGACACCCAUCACGGAGACACGCAGGGUCGUUCAGCUACAAGGACGUGGAGCUAGGGAGGGCGCUACCGUCCGUUGAUAUACCGCUACCUAGUGGCUCGCGAACGCCAGUACCGAGAGGCAAGCGGCCACCUGUGACGCCUCAGAUGAACGGCAGCACACCAUCGCUCAGCAGUCCCUUCCCCACGUCGCCUUUUGGUUCGGAUACCAACCGCGCGCACUCGCGGCAGGCGUCGCAAACCUCAACGCACGCGUCCUCGCGAUCACCAUCCUCAUCGCCCGUCGCGGCGGAGAAGACGUCGUUUUUCGACCUGCCCUCAUCGGCGAAGAACCAGGUGGACAAGGAAGCGGUUCAGGCGGUCAAGCUUGCGGUGGAUAUCGCGCCGGGCGUUUGGGACACGAUGGAGGAUUUGUUGGCGGACGUGCUGAGCGAGAAGCACGACGUGCGGGAGAGCCUCGAUAAGGCGAGGCUGGUGACGAAGCGACUGGUCGAGCUGAUAGGCCUGGUGCAAGACGGCGACUCAACGUCGGAUAAAAGGGCGCUGCGCGAGGACGCGCAUACGUUCUUGAAGACGGUCGUUCAGCUCUCCAACAUGAUCAAGAUGUACGGCGGCCCGCACGCGCGGUCGGGCACGCUGCGCGCCAAGAUGGUCCAGCUCACGAACGCGACGACCGAGUUUGCGAUCCUCCUACACGUCUCCUCCCUCCCCACGCCCUCGAACAAUGGCAGCACCUCGCAGACGCCGAGUCAAACCCGUCUCUACUCCCCCAUGGCCACGCCCGCGUCUACCUCUGCAUCCGCCGCCCAGACCAGCUUCUUGGGGCAGCAGACGAGUUUUCUUGGCCUACCUGAGGAGAACCGCCUUGGGUCGAGCCUGUCGAGGAGUAGGAGUGCGCAGGCGUCUGCGUCGGCGAAGUCAACGCCGAGCCCGGAGCCUCCAAGGAGCGCGCAGCCGACGAGCCAGACGUUUGGGCAUCCACGUCGUGCGCGGACGAGGGACGGGCGGCUCGAUUCGGGCGAGCCGGGGUAAGACCCAGUGGGGCACCGCGCCCCCUUCGUGGGUUUAACGUUAAGGCCUUUGUUGGUUUAGCGUCAAGCCCUUUGUGGGUUACGGCGCCCUUGACGCGGUCGUCGCUUAGAUUUGUGGCACCGCGUUUGUACUUUGCUUGUGCAUAAUCUUUACGUGCGCGUGCUUUCCCGCGUCCGUGUACGUACGUAUGUCCCAUCUUGCCUAAAGCUAUUAUGUCUCCUUCCUUGUCCAUGUCCCUUUCUCAUCUGUCGAAACAAUUGCCUAAUCCUCCCUGUCGAGUUGACCAUCUCUCAUCCUCGUCGAGAUCACCCUCUCUUCCCCUGUCGAGACCAUAAUCUCGUCCCUGUCGAAACACCCAUCUGUCGAUACAAUAUCAUCGGCUGCGUGCCCUUUCGCGCGCGCACUGCCCCUAACCCUCGUUUCUUUUUAUUCAAUCCGUUAUUAUGCGUGGUUUUCGUCGGUUCGGGAUCCUCUUAGUCACCCAUACCUCAUGGGUCUCCUCUCCUUGCGUGGCGUCAUAUACUGUAUUUACCCUCUACAUACUGCUAUCUAUCGCUUUCGCUCAUGCAAUGCGAGUCGGGGUCGAC